Messenger RNA from Pezoporus occidentalis (night parrot), 1907 nucleotides. RefSeq names its product splicing factor 3b subunit 6 (gene SF3B6). The transcript has 4 exons. Lineage: Eukaryota; Metazoa; Chordata; Aves; Psittaciformes; Psittacidae. The record is from RefSeq and is a predicted model, not a curated record. Gene Ontology annotation, molecular function: mRNA binding. The coding region runs from base 131 to 508 and encodes 125 amino acids. Gene Ontology annotation, cellular component: nucleus; cytoplasm.
UCCGGCGCAGGGCACGCUGGGAUAGCAUCCGGGUCCCCCGCUGAGGUGAGGGGUGUGCGUCUGCCGAGGCUCCGUGCCCUGCCGGUGUUUCUCUCCCAGGCGGCAGCCCCCUCUCUCUCCGACCGGCGCCAUGGCGAUGCAAGCGGCCAAGCGAGCCAACAUUCGGCUGCCUCCAGAAGUCAAUCGGAUACUGUAUAUUAGGAACCUGCCAUAUAAAAUCACAGCAGAAGAAAUGUACGAUAUUUUUGGGAAAUAUGGGCCUAUUCGACAAAUCAGAGUUGGAAACACUCCUGAAACUAGAGGAACGGCCUAUGUGGUCUAUGAAGACAUCUUCGACGCCAAAAAUGCUUGUGAUCACCUAUCAGGAUUCAAUGUGUGCAACAGAUACCUUGUUGUUCUGUACUAUAAUGCAAACAGGGCAUUCCAAAAGAUGGACACAAAGAAGAAAGAGGAACAGCUUAAACUUCUCAAGGAAAAAUAUGGAAUUAAUACAGACCCACCAAAAUAAACUGCUCUUUUUGGUAAACUGUUAAGACCUGCCAUUGAAUUCUUGACCUAGACACAGGAAUUCUCAAUUAAGUAUAAUUUUUUCCUUUAAAUUUUAUAAGCUGUAAUUUGAAUCUUUAGAUCUUCACAUUAGAAGUCAAUAAAUGUAAAACACUGGAAGAUCUGCUUUAAGAUUAAAUUCCCAUAAAUAGAGCCGGCUUCUCUGUGUUGUCAGUAACAGUGCAGCGUAACCCCAGUCCUGUUUCUAGCAGUACCUUUUAAGAUGGGGCUAAGAUGCUUGAGCAUUUCGCACCUCCUGAAGUUCCACCCAGCCUCCAGGUGGCAGCAGUUAAUCCAGAGCUGAAGGGGCUCUGCCUAAGCUGGCUGUAGGCAGGUAAAUUUUAUUUGCUACUUUCUGAAAACAGAGCAUUUCAGUUGGUCUCCCUGUUACAGCGAUUUUUGUGUGCUUUUUAAAGAAGAAUGGAGUAUGGUUUGAUACUUCACACCUGUAUAUUUUACCCAAAUUGUUGUGCCUUUCUCCCUCUAGGAGUGUUUGAACGAACCUCACUUCCUUAUGUGAUCAUUAGGUGGCUGCUUACUAGAAACAAAGCAAGCCCAAGUCCAUGCUUGUAAGUUUCUUUUACAAACUAUGGAAAAUCAUUUGCCUUUUAAAAGAAUCCAACUGUUCAGGUGACUUCAGUCAGAUCAUUCCCAGUGACUGAGACAAAGCUGAUAAGCUGCAGUAAAAUUACCUUCCUCUAAUAGUGCAUCACUGCAGGGUGAUACAGGAAAGUUAUCACAUGUACCAUGUUAGGAGUGGCAGGAAUAAACCUGAUGCCUUUUAAUGUUAAGUAGAAAACACCUGACCAAAACAAGGCAGUAGGUGAAGGUGGUAAUUUUCAAUACCUGUAGUGCAAUUGUUUUCUAAUUGGUGUUUUUGAACUGUAAUAUAUUUCAUGUACAGAAAUUCUUAGAUGUAGCAUCUAGUGGAAGAUAAACAGAUGUAAAUUUUUUGGCUUGUUUUCUUUAGCACUCGCGUCCUAUGAAUAAAAAUUAGUGUGCUACAUGGGUUAUGCAUAACUCUGUAUUUUGGAAGUGGAAAAGAAUCACCUCUACCCCUGUUCUGAACCCGCUGGGAGUUGUGUGAAUGUUGGUAGUAUCCUGCCUCAGGAGAAUUUAUCUGCUUGGAUGUGAUAUUUAACUCCCUGAGCAGACAACUUCCAGCCAGUGCAGAAGAUGGGCAGAUGCAAACAUACUUUGUCUGAGGAUUUGGAAUUUAAGUUAGGGUGGGUUUUUUUUUCAGUGCAUUGGACUGUCAUGAAGGAAUAUUUCUAUUUUCUUGGAUUUUUUUGUUCAUAAUUGUCACUUAAAGAACCAUGCUGGUUUUGGGUCCACUGAGUAAAAAAAUAAAUACUGCCUAC